Brettanomyces bruxellensis is the source of this 2499-nucleotide messenger RNA. RefSeq lists its product as uncharacterized. Gene Ontology annotation, molecular function: Glc3Man9GlcNAc2 oligosaccharide glucosidase activity. The transcript has a single exon. Gene Ontology annotation, biological process: protein N-linked glycosylation; oligosaccharide metabolic process. NCBI's taxonomy places the organism in Eukaryota, Fungi, Ascomycota, Pichiomycetes, Pichiales, Pichiaceae. The record is from RefSeq and is a predicted model, not a curated record. Bases 1 to 2499 code for a protein of 832 amino acids. Gene Ontology annotation, cellular component: endoplasmic reticulum membrane.
AUGAUAGAGCCAAUUGUACAUUUCAGCAAACGACUGAGACUGAUUUGGGCAUUACUUCUCUUUCACAUCACACUGAUCUCAGCAAUCAAGUUUGGAUCUUUAGGUGACGAACCAAGCGAAAGGGACAACAAUUACAUCAAAAUGAGCGACAAGACACUACUCUGGGGACCUUACAGGCCAAAUGUUUACGUUGGAAUGAGGCCACGUGUGCCUAAAGGAGUGAUGAUGGGUCUAUCAUGGUUUGGAGCCAACGACUAUCGCCAGAUUAGAGAGGUGAGACACCAGUGCGUUAUUGAGGAUGAUAUGGGCAAAUUCGGGUGGACGGAGUAUGAUCCGCGCUUGGGAGGCAAGGGUGUGAUCGAGGACAAGAAUUUGGAUCUCACAAUGAACAUUAAGCUUGUCAAAGGAGGAGGUGGAGAGAAUUGGGCACUUCAGAUACAUGGAGUGCCAAAAGACCCAAUGGCGAUCAAUACAUUGAUGCUUUACACCGGAGUGGAAGGAAAGAACGAUGCCAUGAUGCUCAAGACUGCGAAGAAGUCUGCCGAGUUUGUUGAAGGCCACGAUCUGGAGCUUGUUGGAAACUGCGAGUCUUUGGGUGGAGUUUUUCUGAUGGAUGUCAAAGAGUCCGGCAAGAACAUCAACAAGCACCUGGUGUUGCCCAAGCUCAAGGACCAGAGACGGGACCCGUCCAGAACGCAUCACGUGUCAUUGGUGGUGCCAUACGAGAACAUGUGGAAGGCCAAGGACAUUUUCCAGGUUCUCCUUGAGGAGAAUACGCGGUCUCUUGAGAAUAUCACCCAAUUGCGAGAGAUACACCCUGCGGAGAUAUCGCAGCUUGUGAACCCGGGAAUGGAGGGUGGAAACAUGCAUUUGGUUGAGAAGACGUUUGUGGGCUCGUUCGAGAUCUCUGUUAUAUUCAAUAUGAUGGACACGAAUGACCCAAUCAGGGUUGAGGAUAUCGACAGGAGAAGCGAGGCAGUCAGUAAGGCUAUCAGGGAGAAGUUUGCAGCCAAGAUGCAGCUCUCGAAGCCGUUCAACAACGGCGAAUAUGCAGAAUUUGGUGAGGAGUUCCUAUCGCAACUCAUGGGCGGAAUCGGGUACUUCUACGGAAAUCAGAUGGUUGACAGGAAGGCCAACCUUGAUGAGCCCGGAGUAGCUUUAAAGGGCAAGCCCGAGGGUCCGUACAGUUUGUUCAGUUGCGUUCCUAGCAGAACAUUCUUCCCGCGUGGCUUUUACUGGGAUGAGGGCUUUCAGCUCAUUCCCGUUUUGAACUACGACCCAGAUCUUGCUCUGGAGAUCUUGAAGAGCUGGUUUUCGCUCAUAGACAGUGACGGAUGGAUUGCUAGGGAGCAGAUACUUGGUCCGGAGGCCAGAUCGAGGGUUCCAAAGGAGUAUGUGGUGCAGAAUCCAAACAUUGCAAACCCUCCAACGAUGAUGAUGCUCUUCAGCGAGAUUCUUGACUUGGCAAACAGCCAGCAGGGGUCCGGAAUAGGCUUAUCUGGUGCCGGAUUUGGGGCCAAGCAGGCUGCCUUGGGGAAAGAGAACCCUGAGCUUGAAGAGAUAGGAGCAAACUCGGUAGGAGCAGAUUCGCAAGUUUCCAUGGGUGACGUGUACCUGAAGGAUACAGAACUCUUGGGAAAAUACGCGAGAGAGAUCUACCCAAAGCUCCAGAGACACUAUGAGUGGUUUAGAAGAACACAGAAGGCAGAAACAGACGAGAUCGGCAAGAACUGCAAGCAUAAAGAGGAACUUUACAGGUGGAAGGGGAGAAGUGAGGACCACUGCCUUCCAAGUGGCCUAGACGACUACCCAAGAUGCCCUAUGGAUUCGCCCGAGAUGGAUGUGGACUUGAUGUCGUGGAUGGCAGUGAUGGCCAGGUCAAUAAGCUCGAUUGCAAAGUUAUUGGGCCGCACGGAGGAUUUCCACAAAUACACAAAACAGCUUAAUGACAUCUGCGAGAACAUCGAGGACUGCUUCUGGUCUCCUCAGAACGAGAGCUAUGCUGAUUUGACGCUGGAUGAUGACGAUGAGGAAACGUUUGAGUGCCGGCAGGGUUACGUCACCCUUAUGCCGUUUGUCCACAGGCUCAUUCCGGCAAGCUCGUCGCAUCUUUUGAAAGUCAUCAAAGAUAUUCGCAAUCCGGACAAACUGUGGAGCCCAUACGGCAUCCGGUCACUUUCCAAAGACGACGUCGAUUUCCAUACAGGCGAGGACUACUGGAGGGGACACAUUUGGAUCAACAUCAACUACCUCGUGUUGGAUGCACUAAGGUACUACGGACAACAUCCGGACACCAGUAAGGAGGUAAAAACCCUUGCAUCCGAAGUGUACGUGGAGCUCCGCAAGAAUAUCGUUCAGAAUGUUUACAACGAGUACGAGCGGACCGGAAAUGCCUGGGAGCAGUAUAAUGAGAAAACGGGCCGGGGACAGAGGACGAGACAUUUCUUGGGCUGGACAUCUUUGGUGGUGAUGAUGUUGAAGAUGCCUGCAGAGAUCUGA